Molecule: messenger RNA, 1877 nt
Organism: Trematomus bernacchii (emerald rockcod)
Lineage: Eukaryota; Metazoa; Chordata; Actinopteri; Perciformes; Nototheniidae
Gene: ap2s1
Product: adaptor related protein complex 2 subunit sigma 1
Exons: 5
Coding region: 145-573 (142 amino acids)
Biological process (GO): intracellular protein transport; clathrin-dependent endocytosis
Cellular component (GO): membrane coat; AP-2 adaptor complex; intracellular membrane-bounded organelle
Molecular function (GO): clathrin-cargo adaptor activity
Source: RefSeq, a predicted model, not a curated record
CUAGUUGUGCACUUCCGUUUAGCUCGGGAAGAUAGCUGGAAGAGCGGUCAAAUAAUUUACUGAUGUAUUUAUGUAAAAUCGUAUCGUAAUUGUUUAGAUACGCGCUAUUCUGUCGCCUCCUGGGACCAUAUUUAGGAACCGACAAUGAUCCGCUUCAUCCUCAUCCAGAACCGAGCAGGGAAAACACGACUGGCCAAAUGGUACAUGCAGUUUGAUGAUGAUGAGAAACAGAAGUUGAUCGAGGAAGUGCAUGCUGUGGUGACGGUCAGGGAUGCCAAGCACACCAACUUUGUGGAGUUCAGGAACUUCAAGAUCAUAUACCGACGUUACGCUGGUCUGUACUUCUGUAUUUGUGUGGACGUGACUGAUAACAACCUGGCAUACCUCGAAGGAAUCCACAACUUUGUAGAGGUGCUGAAUGAAUAUUUCCACAACGUGUGUGAAUUGGACCUUGUGUUCAACUUCUACAAGGUUUACACGGUGGUGGACGAGAUGUUCCUGGCGGGAGAGAUCAGGGAGACCAGUCAGACCAAGGUGCUCAAGCAGCUCCUCAUGCUGCAGUCGCUUGAGUAAAAUACAGAAAACCAUUCUUCCUACCUUCCCACCAAUCCUUCACUCUUUCAAAACUUCAGGACAGCUGUUUUUAGAACUAGAAAUGCACAAUAUUGAUAACAUUUAUGAUUCGGAGGUUCCAGUAGCCUGUGUGUGACAGCGCUCUAUAUGUUGCAGUACUCUGCAUUUCCAAUGAAGUCCCCCAGUAUUAAGAGGCUCUACAUUUCAACAUGUUAACCUUUCAUUAUGUUAGCAUUUCACAAACCGCCUUAGUUCCAAUCAUCUUUUGCCUCUGUUUACUGCCUUUUCCUCCUCUCCCUUUAUAUAUAAAUAAAUCAAAUAAAGAUUAACAUUAACUUCAUUUAAUGACACUACUGUAACUAACAAGCACCUCAUAGAAAGAGCCUCUGCCUGAAACAGCCAUUACUAUAAAGAAAGACUGUGUUAGUGACGUGCUAUUAGAUUUAUCAAUCUGGAUCAUAGUGCAAGCAAACCACAACUAGAAAGCCCUUCAGAGCAAUUGAGCCUCAACAGGAAGUUGAUCAUUGAAUGGAGUGUACUCAGGAUGAGUGUCAUUGUGAAGGUGUGUUAUGGUAACCUGUGCCCUCCUCUCAUGGCCCAUAACGAUCAGCAGUGUAUCCUAUGUUAGCUCGGAUAGCUGCGCUCCAGAUGUGGUAAUUGUUUUCACUGCAUAGAAAACCAUCGUGAUCAUUUGAUGCUACUCGUGGUGCUUGUUGGUCACACUUAAAAACCCAAUCAGAAGGAAAUAAAGACCUGGACGUAGAACGUGUAUUUUACAUUCAAGCAGUACUGUGAAGUUUGCUUUGUAUGGUGUUUACGUACAGUGUAUCUGGCGUAUGUUGAAUAUUAUAAAAAUAACAAAUGCAUUCCAGAAAGAGUUGUUCUUGCUCACUAGAUCUGAGGAGUAUUUACUUGUGUGAAAUCAAUAAUUCCUUUGCCAUUGCGUAAAACAAAUUGGCUUUUAACAUACUCCUCCAAGCUUCAUGAACUUUGAGAAAAGAAAAGCUGCUUUUAUGCAUUUCCCUUUGCUGGACUUCAAUGUUUAUGAAAUAUCUUGUCAUACUCUGAUUUUACUUUAUCCAGUCACGAAGGUGGUUACAAAUGUUACUGUUGUUGGACUUUUGUAUUUUUUUUUUUAAUCAUUAGGCAAUUGUGAAAUAUGUAAUGCUUCCUUGUCCCCUGUGAGUUUGUUGAUGGAAGACGUGUGCUUGUUUGUAUUUCUGUCUCUGGUUCAACUUCCCACAAUGCGUCCCAUUAUAUGUAAAUAUAUAAAAUAAACAAAUGAAGUGAUACAUGAUGAUCAA